Messenger RNA from Alosa sapidissima (American shad), 1431 nucleotides. It is a transcript of the gene myl9b, whose product is annotated as myosin, light chain 9b, regulatory. Bases 140 to 661 code for a protein of 173 amino acids. The transcript has 4 exons. Gene Ontology annotation, cellular component: stress fiber; myofibril; cytoplasm. Gene Ontology annotation, molecular function: calcium ion binding. Gene Ontology annotation, biological process: myofibril assembly; platelet aggregation. Lineage: Eukaryota; Metazoa; Chordata; Actinopteri; Clupeiformes; Clupeidae. The record is from RefSeq and is a predicted model, not a curated record.
GCACAUUACUAAGCUGAUGCUUUAAACAAACUUUUGUACCGUAAGAACAACUGCUUCCCUCUCAACCGUGGAACUUGAGAAAGGGCUUACAGGGCUCCUAGUUUGAUCACCUGAAGCCAAGGUCCUACCAACCGGCACCAUGUCCAGCAAACGCGCCAAGGGGAAGACCACCAAGAAGAGGCCACAGAGGGCCACUUCUAACGUCUUCGCCAUGUUUGACCAGUCCCAGAUCCAGGAGUUCAAGGAGGCCUUCAACAUGAUUGACCAGAACCGCGAUGGCUUCAUCGACAAGGAGGAUCUGCACGACAUGCUGGCCUCCCUGGGUAAGAACCCAUCCGAUGAGUACUUGGAGGGUAUGAUGGCCGAGGCUCCUGGUCCCAUUAACUUCACAAUGUUCCUCACCAUGUUUGGAGAGCGCCUCAAUGGCACCGACCCCGAGGACGUCAUCAGAAACGCGUUUGCCUGCUUCGAUGAGGAAGGAUCUGGUGUCCUCCACGAAGACCACUUGCGGGAACUGCUGACCACCAUGGGAGACCGCUUCACGGACGAGGAAGUGGACGAGCUCUUCAGGGAGGCACCCAUCGACAAGAAGGGCAACUUCAACUACGCCGAGUUCACCCGCAUCCUGAAGCACGGAGCCAAGGACAAGGAUGACGAAUAACCGCCCACUCUCAUGGCCCACCACUGCAAUCAUACAGUGCAUCACUGACCAGAUGGCUCACCCCCUCCCUUUCAUAUAACAUAUCGCACUUGUAAUUGGCAAGACAUCGAUUUUAUAAACGCAUAGGCGCCUGAUCCGUUCAGGCUCAGACACAGCCAUAUAUAUCCUUGAAACAUUCCGGACAUGUUUAUCAUGUACAAUAAAAAGCAUGAAAAUGUGUUUUAAGAAUUACAUUUCAUAUGGGUUCUGGAGUCCUAUGAGCUAAUCCAUUGCAAAAUGUGUCAGGAUAGUUGUUGUUGUGCGUCAGGAUCUGUUACAAGACAAAAGUCUCAGCAUCUGUUGAAAUGAAGAGUGAAUUAUAUGUAGGAACUAUGAGACAACAGAAGCGAUUCCAAAUGAUCUAGCUGAGCUGAAGGCAUCUUCAGUACCCAUACCUCAGUGGAAAUUCUUUAUAUUUGUAUUGAUAAGAGUUAUUUUGAAGGAAGUUGCAGUUGGCUAAAUAGUCAUUUAUUGAGUGUUGUUGAGCAAGUUGUAUACCUGAUAAAAAAUGGCCAAUGUCAGAAAUGCUGUCUUCUGGAACGUUUUAAAUGUUUUUCAUUUUUGUGAACACGGAUGACAUUCCUUUCCCCAUGUUUUAAUUGUUUCAAUGAGCAAUAUCCAGAGCAGCUUUAACAUGAAUACUUAAUUUUGAAAAAGAAAGGAUCCAACACAAGAUUGUGUUGUGGUUUUCUCUAAAUAAAGCCAGCAUUAAAAACAAACAUUGAAUUAGA